AUGGACUAUUCGAGCAUUAUUUCCAAGCCUAAGUCAUUCUUUGGUAAGCAAAAGGUCUGGAUGGCUCGUGGCGAGGACCUUGCAAUAUUCAACACGUAUCGAUCCAAUAUCCAGAACCUUCUUAGACAUUCCUGUAUUCCAGAGUCCAGUCACAACCUUUGGAUUGGCCUUUACCGAGUUGGAACUACGGAGGACGAAGCUAGAACAUUUGUUGUGGUGUCGUGCAGCGAUCGCAGGAUCCGGAAGCUUACCCGCGAUAUCCUAAGCAGCUACCCCAUCUUCCAACCAGGUGAAGCACUCGGCAGGUUCAAAGUUAUCAGCAAAGCGACACUCCCAGAGACAGCUUGCGAGCCUCAACAGACCAUGCAGGAUAACGGCGACACACCGUUUGAAACGAGAUUACUGGGUGAGGGCGACUACAAGAAACCUAAGACGACAAUUCGCAUCUACCCAUCUAGCACAGGCGACAAUUAUCUUUGUCGCCAAGUUCAAGCAUUCCAGAAAUCUGAAGGUGGAGACCUAGACUUAAGGUGUCAAACAGCCACGGCGGGACCCUUGCUUUGGCUCGAUGGCGUUACUUACCAGCUUACUGUCGCACACGUUGUCGACUUCAAGAAAAAGGAAAUUGAUGACGACCCCGAAAGUCCUGAUGAUGAUGUUCGCGACUGGGACGAAGAAGAUGACGAUGACAGUGUCAGCGAGUGUUCUUUGGAUGAAGCUGUUGCUUCCUGGAACAUCUCCGCGCGGUACAACACAACUCCAAGGGCUUCCAACAAUGAGAGCACCGACGACGAUAUGUCCGAUUCCAUAUCCAGUGGAUCAGGCCAAGAAGAUACUAUCCAACAAGACGAGGGCAAUAUCGCCGCCAGAGUCAAACAAACACCCAUCAAUAAAGAACCCACGGGCAUACCAGUCCAGCUCCAUUCUCCACCAGCCAUGGCUCUCUCAGAACAGCCAGUCCUUGAAAAUUUCAUUGUCGAAGAGCAUUCCUUGCCUCGGAAUCGCCUUUCAAUUACAAGCUGCCCAAUCUCCUCGGAAAUGGACUAUCUUCUUAUUCCUACAAGGUGUGAUCUCCAGAAGCAGGCCGCAUACGGUGCAGAGACAGUUCAAAUAUCUGAUGCCUUUGACGUACAAGAGAGGAUCGAUACUCGCCCUAUUAUCAUCGCCACAGCAGCACUCGGGUAUAUCGACGGCCUGGUGUUCCCAGCCGCGUCAUUCCUGCGGUCUCCGGGUUCAAAGGAUUUUCAAACAUUAUUUUGCAUCCAGUCAAGCGAGACUUUGCCCAGAGGUUCUUCGGGCUCCGCUGUGUUUGAUAAGGGGUCUGGCCUUCUCGCCGGGCAUAUUGUGCUCGGAUGUCCUGGCAAGAAUAUCUGGUACAUGGUUCCUAUUUUGAAGGUGUUGAAAGACCUCGAGGUCCAUCUUUGCCUGAAAGCCAAUUGUCAAAUACAGAUUGAGCCGACUGCAACGAAGAAAUGGGGGGAUUCCUUUGAGACAAUAGGAGACACCCAAUGUAGGAUCCCUAGAUUCCUGCCCGAUAUCUUUAUGUUAAAUUCCCCCGAUGAUCAUCAGAAAGUGGUCUCAGAACUAAGCAAGAAUAAUCAACCUGUGUCAAGCACCUUUAUGGGGUUUCAGACCGUAAUGCCAGCCGGCCUGAAUCAAUGGAAAAGUCAGUUUAGCCAUCAGGGCAGUUCACCGACAAGCGAUAGACUGUUCCUUGACACUUUCAGAGACUUAAGGGAUACCUUUUUAGAGCCUAUGAUUUGUAUGCUUCCUGGAGGGCCUCAUGACGAACGUCGGAGGACGAUAGGGAAGUACAAAAGAAACGUGCCGCAGCCUCAAGCAUGGAUGUUAGAAAUAUUCGAACCUUUCAUAAAAGGGAAAGAGGCGCUUGAUGGACCUGGGCUCUUAGAACUACUAAGGCGAAAGAACCUGUUGCACGCCAGACCCGAUAGUCAAACCUAUACACCUCAGUGUCUCUACAUCAAAAACAUUGAUCCCAGCACAGCAAUGGCACUUUACAAGGCUACAUCUUGGCGACCAAUGAAGGGAUGUCGGGAACUCUUCUCGGCCAACGCCUCCAGCGAACCAAGUCCGGUAAUAGAUAUUUUACAAGACGUUUGGCAUGGGACCGCUUGCUUCAAUAUUACAGUCAAUUUGCCAUUUUUGUUCAUCACAACUCAGAAUGAGUUAUUCAAGAGAUCCACUGCUGGAGGCUCUGAUGUCCGAACUCGCUUUGACCUUUCCUUCCUUCAGAUACCGUCGCAGUCUUGCGAUACACAUGACGAAGCCAUAACUUUCCAGACAGAGAAGAGCUAUCUGCUCCUGGCUACGUGGUCCACUAUAGUGAUCGGCACAAGUGAAAGAUAUUGGACAUCGGUGUGCCUGGAUGAUCGCUUUGGCGAGCAACUAACCGCCGAUGAUGGUUUGGAGGAUCUAAAAAUACCACUUGGCACACUUGAAAGCCAAGCAGCAAAUUCCAAGAGAACUAUGUCGCCGAGAGCAUAUGCUCUCAAAGUAUUGGCAAUACAAUUAGAGAAGGUUGCUAUAUACCACCAGCAAAUCAUAUCAGCUCUGAAAUUCAACUUCAACAUAUUUGAGGAAAAGGUAAAUGGUCCAAAUGCCAAUGGGCUCCACCACCACGACGCAUGGAGAAGCCAGUUCCGCCACUGUGCCUCACAAGUCUCGCACAUCAACUCAAAGCUUGUAACGACAGUUGAAAGCUUUCUGCUCAAGGAACUACAGGCCUCUCCAGGUGAUACAUCGGGUCAUCCUCUAUGGGAAGGUUUCCGUCAAGAGCCUGGUGCAGUUGAGUCAUCACAGCGGAUUCAAAACUCCCUUAAUAUGCUUCGCAAUACACAGAGUCAACUUCUUAGCAUGAAUGCUAGAAUAGAUGUAAGGCCGACCUAA
Messenger RNA from Fusarium proliferatum ET1, 2907 nucleotides. RefSeq lists its product as uncharacterized. The transcript has 5 exons. The coding region runs from base 1 to 2907 and encodes 968 amino acids. NCBI's taxonomy places the organism in Eukaryota, Fungi, Ascomycota, Sordariomycetes, Hypocreales, Nectriaceae. The record is from RefSeq and is a predicted model, not a curated record.